Messenger RNA from Physella acuta, 2470 nucleotides. RefSeq lists its product as uncharacterized. NCBI's taxonomy places the organism in Eukaryota, Metazoa, Mollusca, Gastropoda, Physidae. The record is from RefSeq and is a predicted model, not a curated record.
UUAAAAUAUAUUUUUAAAUGUUGUGAUUAGCGUUUAGAGACUGAAGGAAUCACUUAAAUUUGCUGCAAUAAUGAUGUGAAAAUGUAAAGAGCUGAGCUAUAAGAAUUUGUCACAAUGAGAAUCCCGAAGAAAUGGUGUCGAUGGCUGAUGUGGUCAUUUAUUUUCUUACUUUUACUGCUUCUCUGGAGAGGAAUACAACAAUUAUUUCAAGCUGAUGAUGAUAAUAUUACCAGGGGAGAUAACAGUAUAGUAGACCACUGGGGCAUAGAUAACAAUGACAUCAACUGGUUGCCUGGCCUAGUACAAAGAAGAUCAGAAGAGAUCCCUGUGGUUGUGGUGGAAGAACACUAUGAAGUGCUGAAAUACUGGUUUCAAGCAGCAGACCUAGACCUCAUCCCAAAGUCUAGAAAUACCCUAGUGCACAUUGAUGGCCAUGUGGAUGGUGCUCUCCCUUAUGACACUGAGGUUCUUCCUUGGUUUAGAUACCCCAGAAGUCGCAUGGAUGUUUACAACAUGAUGCAGAGAAAUGACAUGUUCAUCACAGCUGCAGCAAUUACUGGACUCAUAAGCCAUGUCAUUUGGGUGUGGCCACAGUGGGACAGCAAGGACCAUGACCCAGCUGAGGACCAUUUGGUCAUUGACCUGAAAAUGGGGUACACAAGGGUCAAGAUGGAGACAGGCAUGACCAGCCACGUCAAUGAUUUGUGCGCUUGCUGGAAGAUAAGAGACUCCACAGAUUUAGAUUUUAAGAAAGAGGAGAGCCAGGGUUGGGAGUGUCAUAGGAAAAAUUUCACUGAAACUGAAGUAGAGGAUGGUCCGCAGAUUGACCAUUCAGAGUGUUUGAUUCAGGCGCUUGGAGUUAUGGAGGUCAUGGGGGAGGCGAGUGCGGCAAAAUGGCUGCGGCAACUUCAGCCUAUGUCGGUUAAUUCAGGUCUUAUUUUGGACAUUGAUGAAGAUUUUUUCGGAUGUUGGAGCGAUAUGUUUCCGUUGCAGCAAGUUGAAAUCACUGAAGACAAUGUUGUAUUUUUAUCUGAUUCUGUAAAAGAUUUAUUCUGUGCCCAGACUGCCAAAGAGGAGAGUGUGGUUGAUAUGUUUUACCGAGCUAUAAUUAACUUCAUUGUGACCCUAAAAUCAAAGAGCUGUGAAAUCAUAGGGGAAUUUGUAGGAAAGAAAGGGAAGCCCUGUUUAACAAGUGUGGCAAUUAGCAACUACAUCAUUGAGAACAUUCCGAAUCUGAUCCAGUUUUUCAAAGAGUUUGGAAAUAAACACAUUUUCUGUUACGAAGACCAAAAAGUGAUAGGUCUUUAUUUACAAAAUCUUAUGACCAUCCUGCAAGAUUUAACCAUACCCCAGCUCCAAUCCCUCUCAGAACUUGGUCUGUGUUUUCAGACCUCGCCGUCAUCUCGUUACUUCUCCUCCUCCCCCCACAUGCAUAUAUGUCUCGGUGAAAACACACCUAAAAAUACUCAAGUUAAUUUUCACCUGCCAUCAGAGAGCGAAAUCAAAUCUCAGACAGCAAGUCUGCAAAAAAUAUUCUCCUCGCUAUUCAAAAGCCCAAAUAUUGUAACAGUUUGUCGAUCUGUUAGAGACGGAUAUACGCCAAAGAUUUUCAGUGCUCAGAUUGAGUCAGCAAUUCUUGGGAAAGUAGCUCAGGUGUUCAGACGUGUAGAUCCUGAGAAUAUUCUGUUUGAUAGUAAUUUACUUGGUGGCAAGGCUGGGUGGAAGAACAGGAGCAUGAGUUGGGACCAACAGCUGUUGGGGUAUCUUUCACUCAGUGAGUACAGGGAAAUAGAUGGUUGAAUUAGUUGUGGAACAUCUUUCACUCAGUGAGUAUAGGGAAAUAGAUGGUUGAAUUAUUUGUGUAACAUCUUUCACUCAGUGAGUACAGGGAAAUAGAUGGUUGAAUUAGUUGUGGAACAUCUUUCACUCAGUGAGUACAGGGAAAUAGAUGGUUGAAUUAUUUGUGCUCUAUCUUUCACUCAGUGAGUAUAGGGAAAUAGAUGGUUGAAUUAUUUGUGUAACAUCUUUCACUCAGUGAGUACAGGGAAAUAGAUGGUUGAAUUAGUUGUGUAACAUCACUCAGGGUAUCUUUCACUCACUGGUUGUAACAAAUAUAAGGUUGAAUUAUUCAUAUAACCUUGAACUUAAAUGGAAAGACCAUGACCAGGCUGAGGACCUUAAACUUAAAUGCUAGGAAGAAAAUGUUAAAGAUUUGAACUAUAUUUUAAAGUUGAUAAUCACAUCUGGUUUAUUUUCAUGUUUUUUUAUGUUUUGCCCUACAUGCUUAGAAAAAAAACCACACACAAAUUAAAAACCUUUCACCCAUACAGAGAAAUAGAACUACCAAACCUUUUAGCUGUAUUGAAUAAAAGGUAAAGAUUAACUAGAAUCACUAACCAUUUAUUAACAACCCUUGCAUGUAAAAUUUAAGUCAUUGACAAUUAAGAUGUACACUGAUAAUGAGAUUUAA